AUGACCUAUGAACUCUACAUUGAAACAGGGUCGAUCUCUCAGCUUGAUGCCAGGAAGUUGUGUUACCUUCAGGGUAACGAGAAAUGGCAGGAUAAGCAAUACAAGAAAACCCACUUGGGCACUGCCCUGAUUGAUAAUCACUCAGGUGUUACCUCCCUUGCCAAAGACAUAGCCUUGGAAAGAGAUGGUGUUUGAGGUUGAGCAGGCUAAUUCUGCCCUCACCUUUCAGUCCGACUUAUUAAGUAUGGCAAGAAAAUCAUGACUUUUUUUUCAAAUGAUGGCUGCUUGAAUUUCAUUGAGGAAAGUGAUGAAGUUCUGCUUGCUGGUUUUGAUUGGAAGGGCCAUGCUGUUGGUAAUACUCCCGGUGUCUUUGUCAAGGUGGUGGAAGUUGAUGAUGUAUCUCCACUGGCUCUGUACAAAAGCAGGAAGGAGAGACCAAGGUCAUCAAUUUUUAAGCAUUUUAACACAGAUAAAAACUUUUAA
Molecule: messenger RNA, 483 nt
Organism: Chiloscyllium plagiosum (whitespotted bambooshark)
Lineage: Eukaryota; Metazoa; Chordata; Chondrichthyes; Orectolobiformes; Hemiscylliidae
Source: RefSeq, a predicted model, not a curated record